Xenopus laevis (African clawed frog) is the source of this 1466-nucleotide messenger RNA. RefSeq names its product fibroblast growth factor binding protein 3 S homeolog (gene fgfbp3.S). Lineage: Eukaryota; Metazoa; Chordata; Amphibia; Anura; Pipidae. Gene Ontology annotation, biological process: cell-cell signaling. Gene Ontology annotation, molecular function: growth factor binding. The coding region runs from base 164 to 952 and encodes 262 amino acids. The transcript is spliced from 2 exons. The record is from RefSeq and is a predicted model, not a curated record. Gene Ontology annotation, cellular component: extracellular region.
UCCCGUGUCAUUGAUAAGACUUUCUUAAUUCACCCUUAUGUAGACUUGCCUGCAUGCAGAAUACUCCACUCUAGUGCUGCACCCCUGUCUCUUAUACUUGCCUGGAAUUUUGGAAUGCUUGUUGCUUUCUGCAAUAACACUUGGAGAGAUUAUUGAUGCUCGGAUGCUCUUGAAUUACACGCCAUCAUCAAUAUCAACUAAUGAGAUGAGGCUUUCCCGUGUUAUUUCAUUCCUUCCUUUUAUCAUCUGCUUGAUUCCUGCUCAGGGGGUGCUUGGCAAAACUGAAAAAGCAACCAGCAAGCGAGGAGAUAAACAAGGCUUUGCUCGAAGUGGGGAGUUUUCAACCAAACACCAGCACGAGUGCACGUGGGAGAUUGCAGGAGAUCAGAUAGUUAAUAUGACUCUGGUCUGCCAGCAACAAGGUGUUAACAGUUACACGUGCAGUUAUACCGGGGAUCCACUGAAGUGCCCCUCAUACAAAACGAAAGCCAAGCAGUACUGGAAGCAAAUUUUAGGGAAAUUUAAGAAAGUGAGAAAUGCAUGUGAGGAGAAAACCUUAAGGUCACAUAUCUGUAAAAAAUCAGCGGCUGUGGAAUCCCAGCUAAUAAAAGUAGAUGCAGGUGCUGGUGAAGAAGGCAAAAAUAUCAAAACCAAAGGCAAAACUCACAUGAAAGAGCCUGGAAAGGGGACAGAGGAGAAACCCAGAAGCACUGAAGCAAAUGAGGAUAGUGGUGGGGAACAGAAAAGCAGCUCCAAAAAGAGGAAACCUUUCCCUAAAUCCAAUCACAAGCCAAAUCCACCCACUCCUUCAUCAUCUCUACCCUCUUUGUCUACUGCAGCCAGAGAAGUCAAUGAUGAUAUUGUAGAACUAAAUGAAGAUUUGGCAGAAACUUACUGCGCAGAGAAGUGGAAUUCGUUGUGCUCUUUCUUUGUCAAUUUCUGGAGCGGUUAAGGGCAUGAGAAUUGUAAGUUGGGCAAGAAAGGACCAAGCCUAAAUAUUGUUAUUUUUUUAGCUAAAAUUUGCUAACUCAGGAAUUCCUUGUUAUUCAUAAUAUGACUGACAAAUCCUUUAAUACUAAAGCAAGUGUAGGCUUGUCUGCAUUUAUGCGUUGUUUUCAAUGAUGUAUAUUUUAAGACUAGUAUAGGAAAUCUGUUAAAGCCUAGCUGGAACUCAUUCUAAGACAGACACUUAGGAUGAUGGGACCUGCAGUUUAAUGGCAACUAUAAGAUCUAUGUCUCUGCUCUACCAGUGAAGACUAUUGUCAUUUGGUGCAAUUCUAUUAAAAAUCAAAAGCAUAACAGAGGGCAAUUGGGCUGAAUAAUUCCGUAUUUUACUUUGUCUGAUAACUAGCAAUGGUUUCCAUGGUAUUUAAUUCAGUGAAGCUAAUUUUUAUGAUCAAUAUUUACUGUCACAUUUGAAUACCCUAAUAAAAUGAUUAUUAUAAUAUAGUAAUUUAUUGCAAAAA